Molecule: messenger RNA, 2270 nt
Organism: Nylanderia fulva
Lineage: Eukaryota; Metazoa; Arthropoda; Insecta; Hymenoptera; Formicidae
Product: protein-lysine N-methyltransferase SMYD4
Cellular component (GO): nucleus; cytoplasm
Molecular function (GO): histone deacetylase binding
Source: RefSeq, a predicted model, not a curated record
UUAUAUAAUAUUCUGUGUAUUUAGAAAAUAAAUAAAAAUACAUAAAUGUAUGAUAUAAUACUACUAUAAAAUCAUCUAAACACCGUUAACUACUAUUAUGCUUUAUUAAUUUUUAAUUACUAUACACGCGUAAAAAAAUAUUUAAAAAAUGUCGGAAAGAGAAUUGGAACCGGAAAUCGGCGGAUUUUUCCGCUCGAAUUUGCUGGCUGUGCAAAAGGCGAUUCGCCAACAGGACUUCAAGAAAUUCGUCGCUCUCGACUCGAAUGCCGAGAGGGUGGCUUUCGUCCUGAGCUAUCCCGAGGCUCACCAAUUAUCCUUGGCUGUGGAGAAGCCUAUGCUUAAGGAUAGUAAUGGUGCUAUUCAAUUGAAGGAGACUGGAAACAAGCAUUUCGGUCGGGGCGAAUUUUCAAUGGCCUUGGAGAUUUAUUCGAGUGCGGUUCUUUUAGCACCGUCAACAGAAUUAAGCGUCAUCCUGGCGAAUCGCUCGGCUACGUUGUAUCACUUGGACCAACACGAGCACGCGUUGGAGGACAUGGAAGAAGCUUCACGACUCGGUUAUCCAAAGGAACUCUUUUACAAACUCGAGGAACGACGGGCCAGAUGUUUGUUGGCCUUGAAGAGGCAUGACGAGGCGAUCGAGGCGUUCAGACGGGCUCUCCAAACCCUGGACGAUGCCAGGAUACCGUUGGAGCGCAAGCAGAAGUUCGAGAUGGACAUCAGGAUGAUGCUCGCGGUGAUUGACAAGAGUAAACGGCUCAACGAAACCGCCCAGAAGAAUCUCCCGCGAGUUAAUAGCAAGCAAAGUCCGUGCAGUCGGCGUUCCGAAGAGAAUCGCGGCAAGUUUAUUUCCGAGAAGCAAAGGAACCCUCGGUAUCCCGCUUGCAGUAGCGCGGUGGAGAUCAAGAACAACGGAGAUGACGCGGGUAGACACGCUGUGGCGACCAGAGAAAUAGCACCCGGGGAAAUCUUAAUCGCGGAACGACCGCAUUGCGCGUUUCUGCUGGCGGAGAACAAGUUUACACAUUGCCACUUGUGCUUCGCGAGGAUAAUCGUGCCGAUUCCAGCAGCUUGUUACACUUGCAGCUGCGUCGCGUACUGCAGUCGUCGUUGCAGAGAUGCGGAUGCCAAAGUGCAUCUGCGGGAAUGCAAGCUGCUACCGAGCUUGUGGCACUCGAAGGCUUCGGUGACGUGUUUUCUAGCUCUAAGGGCGAUCACGCAGAAAUCAUUCGAGGAAAUUAUGAAGCUGAAGGACCGAUUCGUGGAUUCCGGAAGAGCGUUGAACAUCUCCGCGAAGAACCCGUAUCGAGGAAAUGAUUACAUGACUGUCUAUAAUUUAGUGACCCAUGAAGACAAAAGAUUGCCAGAAGACAUUUUUCAUAGAGCUUAUAUGGCUGCUUGGCUGUUUAGACUGCUAAAAACCAGCGAGUACUUACCAGAAAAUGUGAAAACUGCCGAUACAGCGAAUAGCAGAUUGUCCGAAGAAGAAUUGUUCAUCGCGGAGCUAUUGUUACAUAAUUUGCAGUUGUUACAAUUCAACUCGCAUGAGAUUUCAGAACUUGUAAGACCGAAAGGGGAGAAGACACUCGCUAGGGCCAAAAGUAUAUUCAUAGGUGGUGGUGUUUAUCCUACAGUAGCAAUGUUAAAUCAUUCGUGCAAUCCUGGCGUUAUACGGUACUUUAUCGGUACAACUAUGGUUGUUCGUGCCGCUCGUACAAUCAGAGCAGGUGAAGAAAUUUCGGAAAAUUAUGGUCCAAUCUUUACAACUACGCCCGAGAACGAACGAAAACGAAGACUGAGAUUACAAUAUUGGUUCGAUUGCAAUUGCGAAGCGUGCUCGGGACAUUGGCCGCUUCUGGAAGAAUUAGAUCCUACAGUACUCAGAUUUAAAUGCGAAACCGGACCGUCUUGCGGCAAUGUAUUGCUGGUUAGAAGUGACACGAACGAGUUUAUGAUUGGAUGCGCAAAAUGUGGCAAGAGCAUCAACAUAUUGAAGGGUUUGAAAGCUCUCCAAGACACAGAUGCACUUUUCAAAGUCGCAUCGACUAAUCUUGAAGGGCAAAACGAGUUAGCAUUAAAUGCUUACCUUGAGAUCUUGAAGCUACUAGAUGAGACUCUGGCGUUGCCUAUCAGAGAUUAUCACAUCUGCCAACAGGGAGUCAGAUUAUGCGUCCUCGCUUUAGGCAACACAGCUCGCAUUUGAUCAUUAUGGACUCCUAAAGAAUCUAUAUAUAUAUGUUAUCUAUAUAUUUUUUAAAUUCAAAUUUUUAUUA